AUGUGCGAUAAACGGGGACUAGAAGUGGUGUGUCUGGCUGUUAAAGUGUGUGCUGGGGAGAGCGGAGAGUCUAUGACUUUUGGAAGGCUCCCAGUUGAGGUUUCUGGAACUUUUCUGGGUGAGAGGCUGAGGAGAGGAAGUCAGCGCGCAGGCGCGACCUCGGACCCCUACCUUGGCAACUUUUUGCUCCCAACUCCUGGCAGCGGGAAGACCCGGGCAUCCAAAGAGGAAGUCUCCCCACCAGAGGGCUCCCCCUCCCGGAAGGACCACAGUCUGGCCCAAGCAGAGACUCCAGAGCCAGAGGGAAUGUCCCCCAAGACACCGAGGGCACCAUCCCAGGGGCCAAUAACAUUCAAAGAUGUGGCUGUAUACUUCACCCAGGAAGAGUGGUGCCUAUUGGACCAUUCCCAGAAGGAGCUGUACCUGCAGGUCAUGAUGGAGAAUGUGCAGAAUUUUCUCUCUGUGGGAGCAGAGACUAAUUUUGAAGUGAAGGAGAUGUCUACAAAGCUGAGGCUUUUUCUCGAAGGAUCUUGCCUCCAAGGGUUCAUGAAUGAUGAUCCCCAUGGCUUCAUUUUGAGAGAAAUCUCUGACUCUAAUAUCAAGGUAAAUAAAAGUCCAAAGAGUGACUAUGAAUUUGACGAAACUACAGAGAAAUUCAGCCAAUAUUCAGUCCUAAACCACUGUAUGAAGUUGACAUCUGGAAAUGACUGUCAGGAUAGUGAAUACAGCAAAUGCUUUCCUAAAGAUGUAGGAUUUCUUCACUCCCCUGAUAAAACACCCGAAAUGCCCAUGUAUCAAGGUAAUGUAGGAGAAAUGGUCUUUGACUGGAGCUCAGACCCCAUUAGAUAUCCAAAAAGUAAACAUGUCAAGAUUGUUUCUUGGUCAAUAACAUUCAAAGAUGUGGCUGUGGACUUCACCCAGGAAGAGUGGUGUCUAUUGGACCAUUCCCAGAAGGAGCUGUACCUGGAGGUCAUGAUGGAGAAUGUGCAGAAUUUACUCUCUGUGGAGACUAAUUUUGAAGUGAAGGAGAUGUCUACAAAGCUGAGGCUUUUUCUUGAAGGAUCUUGCCUCCAAGGACUCAUGAAUGAUGAUCCCUAUGGCUUCAUUUUAAGAGAAACCUGUGACUCUAAUAUCAAGGUGAAUAAAAGUCCAAAGAGUGACUAUGAAUUUGAUGAAACUGCAGUGAAAUUCAGCCAAUAUUCAGUCCUAAAGCAGUGUAUGAAAUUGACCUCUGAAAAUGACUGUUUUCAGGAUAGUGAAUAUAGCAAAUACUUUCCUGAAAAUGUAGGAAUUCUUCAGUCUCCUGAGAAAUAUUCUGAAAUGCCUGUGUAUAAAAGUAAUGUAGGAGGAAUGGUUUUUGGCUGGAGUUCAGACUUCAUUAGACAUCCAAAAAGUAAAUAUGCCAAUAUUUCUGUGAAUGAAGAAUAUGGAUUGCAACUUUUAAAGCAGAACUCUGAGCUUGCUGCACAUCAGAGGAUCCAUGAUGGAGAGAAACUUUAUGAAUGUAUACAAUGUGGAAAGACUUUCAAACAGAGGGGCCAUCUUACUGCACAUCAGAGAAUUCACAGUGGAGAGAAACCUUUUGAAUGUAAACAUUGUGGAAAUACUUUCACAUGGAGGGAAUCUCUUGCAGCACAUCAGAGAAUCCACACUGGAGAGAAACCUUAUGAAUGUAAACACUGUGGAAAGGCUUUCACAAGAAAGUUUUCUCUUGCAGCACAUCAGAGAAUUCACACUGGAGAGAAACCUUAUGAAUGUAAACAGUGUGGAAAGGGUUUUAAAGACAAGAGAUCUCUUGUAGCACAUCAGAGCAUCCAUACUGGACAAAAACCUUAUGAAUGUAAACACUGCGGAAAGGCUUUCACAUGGAAGUUCUCUCUUGCAGGACAUCAGAGAAUUCACACUGGAGAGAAACCUUAUGAAUGUAAACAGUGUGGAAAGGCUUUUACAGACAAGAGAUCUGUUGCAGCACAUCAGAGCAUCCAUACUGGAGAGAAACCUCAUGAAUGUAAACACUGUGGAAAGGCUUUCACAUGGAAGUUAUCUCUUACAGUACAUCAGAGAAUUCACACUGGAGAGAAACCUUAUGAAUGUAAACAGUGUGGAAAGGCUUUUACAGAUAAGAGUUCUCUUGCAGCACAUCAGAGAAUCCACACUGGAGAGAAACCUUAUGAAUGUAAACACUGUGGAAAGACCUUCAGACAGAGCAACCAUCUUGCAGCACAUCAAAGAAUCCAUAAUGGAGAGAAACCUUAUGAAUGUAAACACUGUGGGAAGACUUUUACAGACAAGAGAUCUCUUGCUACACAUCAGAGAAUCAAUACUGGACAAAAACCUUGUGAAUGUAAACAGUGUGGAAAGGCUUUCACACGCAGGGGCUCUCUUGUAGAACAUCAGAGAAUCCACACUGGAGAGAAACCUUAUGAAUGUAAACACUGUGGAAAGACCUUCAGACAGAGGAACCAUCUUGCAGCACAUCAAAGUAUCCAUAAUGGAGAGAAACCUUAUGAAUGUAAACACUGUGGAAAAGCUUUCACAAUGAGGCACUCUCUUGCUAGGCAUCAGAGCAUCCACAUUGGUGAGAAACUUUAUGAAUGCCAUCAACUUGCAUAG
Gracilinanus agilis (Agile Gracile Mouse Opossum) is the source of this 2613-nucleotide messenger RNA. RefSeq names its product zinc finger protein 14 homolog. Lineage: Eukaryota; Metazoa; Chordata; Mammalia; Didelphimorphia; Didelphidae. Bases 1 to 2613 code for a protein of 870 amino acids. The record is from RefSeq and is a predicted model, not a curated record. The transcript is spliced from 7 exons. Gene Ontology annotation, biological process: negative regulation of transcription by RNA polymerase II. Gene Ontology annotation, molecular function: DNA-binding transcription repressor activity, RNA polymerase II-specific.